GAAAUAAUUUGCCCAUUUGUUUGGUUAAAUAAUUUAGUUUAUUCAGACAUUAGACAUUGAAGAGUAAUUAUGAAUUUAAAUUUGUAUUUUGUUGUUACUUUUACAUUUUUGUUGACCAAUUCAUUUGCUGAUUUGGUACCAGAAUUAGCCGAUGAACAUAGAACGCCUUGUCAACUAAUUGAGUCUCGUAAUUUCAUUUGUGAUGAACAAUCCAUUAUAACUGAUGAUGGUUACAUACUGACAGUUCACCAUAUAAUUAAUCCAGUUUAUAAGGCAAACAAUAAGUCAACAAUCAGACCAGUAGUCAUUGCACACUGUCUCUUUGGUGCAUCACCAGUUUGGCUUAUCAACUCUGAAAAUGGCUUUGCCGCUGAUUGGUCCAAUGGUACAGACUUUCUUGAUCUGGACACUGAAGGACGCAAUUUACCUUAUUUACUGUCGAAUCUCGGUUACGACGUUUGGAUGACAAAUUCAAGAGGAAACCAGUUUGCUCGAAAUCACACUUCACUCAAUCCAGAUACAGAUAAAGCAUUUUGGCAGUUUUCCUUCGAUGAAAUGAUUACUUAUGAUACACCAGCAAUAAUUGAUUAUGUUUUGGAAAAAACUGGUUAUGAAAACCUCGCUUGGAUUGGUCAUUCGCAAGGUGCUAUGCAACUUUUCGGGCUAUUAUCCGAGAAACCGGAGUAUUCAGCAAAAGUCAAACCUUUUAUUUCUUUAGCACCAGUAACUCAUAUGGCUCACAUCACAAGUCCAGUUAGACUUAUAGCAAAGGUGCCUUUCCUUCAAAAGAUUGCCAAACUUUUGGGUGGAGAGCUUCGUCUUCCAACAACUUUGAUUGAUCUUUUUGCGGACAAAAUUUGCGAAGAAAAAUUGGUCAAAGAAAUGUGUGCUUCCAUCUUUUAUCUGUUUGGUGGUCAUUCGGAACAGUUCAAUACUACUCGCCUUCCCGUAUACAUAGCACAAGGUUUUUGGGCAUCUUCAUGGUGGAAUCUGGUUCAUUAUGGACAAGCUAUAAACAAUGACAGAUUUGCUAAGUUUGACUUCGGUUGGAUUGAAAAUUAUCAACGUUAUGGGUCACUUAAACCUGCGGAAUACAAAAUGAGUGCAAUCAAUUCUCAGGAUAUAUUUAUCCUUAGCGCAGUCAAUGAUCCUCUAGCCAAUCGACAAGAUAUGGAAACACUAAGAAAGUCAUUGCAAGUGCCUUUUAUUGAAUUAACGAUUGAUGAUCCUAACUUUACUCAUUUGGAUUUCAUGUGGGCCGAAAACGUUUACCAAAAAGCAUAUAAACCGGUAACUGAAUUUUUGCGAAAAUAUGAUUCAUACAAAACCACUACAUAGAUAAAUAACGUUACAAUGAAAAGAUCAGUUGAUCAUAACUGCUGCUGUUGAUCAGCUUAUUUCUGCAGAUUAAUUAAACUCAAUUUCAAUAUUUCA
Messenger RNA from Tetranychus urticae (two-spotted spider mite), 1434 nucleotides. RefSeq names its product gastric triacylglycerol lipase. Gene Ontology annotation, molecular function: hydrolase activity, acting on ester bonds. Lineage: Eukaryota; Metazoa; Arthropoda; Arachnida; Trombidiformes; Tetranychidae. The record is from RefSeq and is a predicted model, not a curated record.